Molecule: messenger RNA, 774 nt
Organism: Phytophthora nicotianae INRA-310
Lineage: Eukaryota; Oomycota; Peronosporomycetes; Peronosporales; Peronosporaceae
Exons: 2
Coding region: 1-774 (257 amino acids)
Source: RefSeq, a predicted model, not a curated record
AUGAAUCUACGAGCGCUUGUCAUGGCACUCCUCACUCUAGUUGCUUGUACUACGGCGACCGUCGACCAUGACAAGAUCGAGCCUUUUCCUCAACCCGAGCAAGUUACGAUCUCUGAAAAGGCCGCCAUCAAGUUCAAGCCACAACUGGGCUCUACGAAAAUCGUUUCGGAAAAAGUUUGCGUGCCGUAUCCUGCCGUAAAUGCUGCCGGUGAAGUCACCGGCGGACUCAAGGAGACGAAUGGGAAGUAUACGGUAGGUUUGAUUAUCCACAUUGCCGCGUGCAAGUAUGCUCCUAAGGGUUCACAGGUUUACGGUCGGGCACGGUGGCACAAGGACCUGUGGGCCAUUAUGUACACGUGGUAUUUCCCAAAGGGUUUUUGGAUGGGUUUCCCCACGAGACGCCAUGACUGGAAGAGCGUCGUCGUGUGGAUUGACAAUCCCUCCUUGGAGGAGCCUAAGAUUGUCGGAGUCUCCAUGUCUGAGUCCGACACGAAGUACAACAAGGAGACUAGAAUAUGGCCUUCCAAUUUUGUAGUUACGGAAAUGGAAGGAUCAAGAUCCCACCGCACAUACAUUAACGGCUCGAACACGUCUUUCCGAUUUCAGAACCAGAUGCCCAUGAGCUUGAAAUUAGCUCAGGACUUGAUCACGUGGGAGCAACUCACAGAUGCAGCCCGUGUUGCUCUAAACGAUAAUGCCAAGUUUGGGACAGCCGAGGUCCCAUUCAGUGACACACACUAUGAGGAUCACCUCGACAAUGCGUGGCCGCUCUAA